Penicillium longicatenatum is the source of this 1218-nucleotide messenger RNA. RefSeq lists its product as uncharacterized. The record is from RefSeq and is a predicted model, not a curated record. Lineage: Eukaryota; Fungi; Ascomycota; Eurotiomycetes; Eurotiales; Aspergillaceae. Bases 1 to 1218 code for a protein of 405 amino acids. Gene Ontology annotation, molecular function: O-methyltransferase activity. The transcript is spliced from 4 exons.
AUGACUGUCACUACACCCCUUUACUCUAUGGUCAAUCGACUGGGCCAGUUAGUGCAGCAGGAGAGUAACAAUUCUUCACCACAAACCCAUUUUGAGCUGCUACGGAUGAUUGACCAGUUCAAGCUGGCGGUGGAGAGUCCAUCUGAGACUGUUCAGCGCCUCAUUUAUCAGCCCCCACAGAAUGCCGCGCUCCGAACCGUGGUUGAUCUAGAGAUCUUCCCUCUGCUUAUGCAGAAGCAGUACCAGAAUACAGGGAUCUCGGCCGCGCAGUUAUCGGAGUACACUGGUGCGGAGCAGGAGUUGAUAGUCCGCUUAAUGCGGGUCGUAGCAUCUCUCGGUCUCUGCACAACCACAGAAUUUCAGGUAUAUAGAGCGAACGAGAAGACGGCAGCUCUGACCCAGCCUGCCGGUCGUGAUGGAAUUCCUUGCAUAUAUGACCUCGCAGUUCCAACUCUCAGCAAAUUGCCAGAGUAUCUGCGUGCUCAUGAUUAUGCUAACCCACAAGACUAUGAGAGUUCACCCAUGCAAUGGGCAGUUGGUCAAAGCCAGUUUGAGUGGUUAGCCAAGCACAAAGAUCAGCAGACGUUGUUCAACUCGUACAUGGCGAGUCGCCGACAAGGGCGACCAAUGUGGUUCGAUGUCUACCCAGUCGAGAGAUUGAUGGGUCAUUCCAUUCCUUGCAUUGACACAGUUUUCCUCGUCGACAUCGGGGGUAAUCAAGGGCAUGAUUUGAGUCAAUUCCGGCAGAAGUACAAACACCUCCCAGGAAGGGUCAUCUUGCAGGAUCUUCCACAGGUUUUGAACGGUGUCUCUGGUCGCGAAUCUGGUAUCGAGGUCAUGCCGUACAGCUUUAUGGAUCCCCAACCUGUGAAAGGUGCAGCAGUGUAUUACUUCCGCUCCAUAUUCCAUGACUGGUCCGACGAGAUCUGUCUUCAGAUUCUGCGCAACACAAUACCUGCUAUGGCGCAAGAUUAUUCUCGGAUUUUGAUCGUGGACUUUGUGCUGCCCGACACUGAUACUCCUCUCAUGCAGGCAUCACUUGAUAUUCAGAUGAUGAGUAUUGGUGCUGGUGUUGAACGAUCGGAGACUCAGUGGAGGGAUUUGCUUAAAAAGGCUGGCUUGGAGAUCACGGGCAUUUGGAGCCAAAGUCCAGGCCAGGAGUCAGUGAUUGAGGCUAUUCCUAUGUUGCUGGAGGCGCAAAACCGACCACUUUUAUAG